AUGUUUCAAGUUUUAAUUUUAGUGGGCGACGAGGUCGAUGCUAUUUUAUCUUACUGCUUUCAGAAACAGCCCAAACAGCCCCUCACUUUGCAUUGCUUCACUCUCCGAGUCUUUCACUCUUCAGCUCCGUUCAGCUUACAGAGGCGCACGUUAACCAUGCUUAAUCUACACACCCGCUCACCCGUUCUUCAACCUCCCUGCACUCCCUUAGCCAUGUUUUCCCGCAACACAAACCGCUUCCCGCCAUUUAGUACCGUUGGACUUCACUUUCAGGGCUUUUCUGCACAGCCGGGGGAGCACGGGACCUCCGUAUUCGUUGCAAAAGCGGGUCGGGGCCUAAGGCUGAAGACCCAGAAAGCGAGUGACGGAGAAGAAGAUAAAGACGGCGGCUUUGUGGAUAUAGAUUUCGAAGUUGCAGCUGAAUCCGAAGACGGGUUUCCGGGUCGGACCGGCUUCGGAGGGAGAGAGGAAGAAAAGGACUUUGAUCGGGAUCCCGAGUUUGCUGAAAUUAUGGGUGCUUGUCUUGAUGACCCAGAAAAAGCUAGGUCCAAGAUGGAAGAUAGGUUGAGGAAGAAAAGGAACAAGAUUUUGCAGACAAAGUCUGGUUCAGGGCUGCCCAUGAAUGUGACAUUCAACAACUUUGGUUUUUCAAACUCGUAUAUAUGGUUUGAAUUCUACAACACUCCAUUGGAGCAAGAUGUUACCUUAAUCUCUGAUACCAUUCGAUCAUGGCACAUCAUUGGGCGCAUGGGUGGAUGCAAUUCCAUGAAUAUGCAGUUGUCACAGUCUCCUUUCGAUAAACGACCAAGUUAUGAUGCGAUUCAGGGAGCAAAUGUGACCCCAACUACUUUUUACAAUAUCGGAGAUCUUGAGGUUCAGGACAACUUAGCACGUGUUUGGGUGGAUAUCGGCACCAGUGAACCAUUGCUACUGGAUGUUCUAAUAAACGCAUUGACUCAGAUAAGCUCCGACUUUGUCGGAAUCAAGCAAGUGGUGUUUGGUGGAUCUGAAUUUGAAAACUGGAAGGAGAACAUGACAUCAGAGGAUGCAGGUUAUAGCAUCCACAACAUUUAGCCAAUUCGUGGUGCAUCGGAGAUUUCUAUACAACGCAGUUAAGUCAUGGCUUUUUACGCUCAACAUCUGAAAAUUGAAGAUCUCAGACUUGAUACAAGUGCAGUCAAGAUUGUAGACGUUGGGGCAAGCCAAUUCGGUGAUAACUUCAAGUCGCGUACCUCGUGUUUUUUAUCCUCGUGGUUUCAGUUAUUUGGAUUAUGGAAAAUUUUGGAACUUGCACAAAAUACAUUGACAAUUUUCUUCGCA
Molecule: messenger RNA, 1320 nt
Organism: Pyrus x bretschneideri (Chinese white pear)
Lineage: Eukaryota; Viridiplantae; Streptophyta; Magnoliopsida; Rosales; Rosaceae
Exons: 7
Coding region: 1-1074 (357 amino acids)
Source: RefSeq, a predicted model, not a curated record